GGACGUUUACUUGAGCGGUGCUAGGACCACGCGGAAGAGAGACGGACUUUAAAACCAACAGAGGGAGGGUUCAUUGUGGGUAGAAUUUGAACUAAGUUCCUCUUAAAAAUAUUCUUACCUGUAGCGGUUUAUAUUUUAUAUAUUUAAAAAAACCGCUUUAAGAUUUAAAAAAACAAAUCUCAGUUUAACGGGGCAUCGGUUGUUGUGUACAUGUCCUCUUUCUCUUUUCCCCCGUGAUCUUCCUGAAAACACCUGCGUGCGUGAUUCAGGUAACUCUCUGGUGAAGAGGGAAGUUCCUUCCUGGGCACUGAGCGGCGAAAAGUUUGUCCUCAAGGAUGUGUUCCAGUCGAGGUUUGUGCGGCGACAACAAUCGUACCAACAGAUCCUCGAGCUCAGAGGGCAGCGGCUCAGGCGCUCACUAUGCCCUGUGUGCCCUGGGAGUGGGACUCAUCGCCCUGGGUAUUGUCAUGAUUGUAUGGACUGUGAUACCGCGGGACGGAGAAGACCCGAACGGCUCCCCCACCUCGUCAGGCAACUCCACCGGUAGCCCUGGCAGCGAUGAUGCAAAUGAGGAGGCCGACGAGAACACGAAAUCUUCAACAGUGGCUAUGGUGCUGGUUGGAGUUGGGGCAGCCAUAUUGCUUUUAUCCAUUUUCCUCGGUGUGAGGAGCAAAAGGAGACAACGCAACGCAAGCAGCCAGCCAGCAGCAACAGGAGUCCCCCUCAUGAACCAUGUGCCAGGACGGCAGGAGGAAGCAGCUGCAGACCGAACUACAUUCAACGUGCCGAGCUACGAGGAAGUCGUUGGCAGUGAUGACUACCCCGUCCGCAACAGCAAUCUUCGCAGUAGCACCUCCCAGCUGCCAUCCUACGAGGACAUCAUAGCUGCUGUGGAAAACGAGGGAACAGGGCCCACUGACCACCCAACGGAGGAAGUCCCUCUUAAUGGUGCCGCAGAAGCUCCGACUGAACCUGCCGCUGACCCUCCUGGCCUUAAAUCAAACCCCAGCUUGCCCACCCGCAGCACCAGCCGGGCCAGCCGUUUACUGAGGCCACUCCGAGUGAGGAGGAUCAAGUCAGACAAACUGCACCUGAAGGACUUUCGCCUCCAAAUCCGCACCCCCACACAAAAUCCAGUGACCAUUGAACCCAUCACGCCGCCACCGCAGUAUGACAAUGAGGUGCCUGAAUUAGGCUAGUGUCUCUCGCUUAUUGCCGUCUCCCGAUGAAUAAAAAUAUCUCUGUGUUAAAUUGACUAAUGAUAACAUUUCUGAGAACCCAUCUUCAAGGUUGGUAUUAAGUAGGUUAAAUGUGGCUGCGAGCGAUGGAGGCCGUGCAGCGGACACACUCCUGAAAUAAAAACAUUGUCCUUAUCACUGACUGUGGGGUCGGCAUAUUUAUUCUGUUAUAAAGCAUAAUUAAGUUUGUGUGAAAGGAUCAGCUGUCAAAGUUGAGUUUCUGUUUUAGACGCCAUGCAGGGGUUUCUGUCAAACCUGUAUUUCAGUUUUAUUUAAAAGCUAUUUGUGUGUUGAAAUGGACAAUAUCCUGAACUCUUAUAUAUGUUUUUCAUCUAAUAGCAACAUUAAGAAUUCCUGGUAUGUUGAUAAUGAUUACAUUUGGAAAAAGUUUAAACCAUAUUGUUGUGAUUCAAAAAGGGGAAACUAAAUGCCUGGGAGAUUUUAAAGUGGUAUUAAGCGUCAUAAGCAUUAGAUGUGCAACCUUUAUGGGAUUUGUAACUCUGAAGAAAAUGCACUGAAGACCAACAUGUAAGAUGUAUUAGAUGUUUGUGAGAGCUUUUUCUGUGUAGGUUGUUUUUAAGUCUAUCGUCUUAAUCAAACUGGUUCUUAAAACCAUUGUGAACUGUAAAAUACUGGAAACACUGAGAACAAUUAUAAUCUAGUGCAACAGUAACCGGAGGAAAACAAUUGGAAGUUCUGCUAUGGGAUGUGAUAUUAACAAUUAAACAUGCUUUGCUUUAUAGGACUUUUAUAAGUGUUUCGAUGUUUAAACUAUGCAGUAUAAUGUUUUUAAAAAGUGGUGAAUAAAUGUUUUUCUAUUUCAUUAUGUCAAGAUUUUAUAUUUUUGUCACUCAAACACACAAAUGAAAGUAAUUGUUCAUUAUUAUUAUUAUGAUGUUCCCUGCUGUAAGUUUGAUAAAGCUGUAUUUAUUUUUGAAAGAGAUGAAUAUUGUCUUUGUACUUUCAGUUAAUAAAAUGUAACUGUAGA
Molecule: messenger RNA, 2226 nt
Organism: Cottoperca gobio
Lineage: Eukaryota; Metazoa; Chordata; Actinopteri; Perciformes; Bovichtidae
Gene: tmem51b
Product: transmembrane protein 51b
Exons: 3
Coding region: 336-1199 (287 amino acids)
Source: RefSeq, a predicted model, not a curated record